AGAGUGUGCAGGUCCAAACAGGUCGUAUGAUGAUAACGCCUCUUCGUUUACCGUGGUUACAACGUAUUUGGAAUGUGCAGCAGAGCUAAAAUGUUUAUGGUUUAAGUUUAAGUAUAUCAUUGCUGAAAAAUUGUCAAGAUGGAUUUUGAUGCGAUCGCGGACAUUACAGUUGUUGAUGUAUACGAAAGUGCGGCCGGGAUCGGUCGUGAAUUUGAGCACAUUAUCGAUGUUUAUGGAACUGAUGCUAUAGCAUGUCUCAUGCCAAAGGUUAUCACAGUAUUGGAGCAACUUGAAGCGCUAGCUCAACGAAAUGAGAGAGAAAGUGCUCAGAUCAGCGACCUGCAGUUUACUGUUGAGAAAUUGGAAGCGCAUAAAAGCGCGAAGUCGUCCGAAAGAAUGAAGUUUGAGCGGGAACUGGAAACAGAUCGAGAAUCAUGGCGUCUUGAGACAAAAGAGUGAUGAGACGAUAGAACGACUGCAGGAUGAAACAAGC
Messenger RNA from Priapulus caudatus, 493 nucleotides. Its product is annotated as RILP-like protein homolog. The transcript has 2 exons. Lineage: Eukaryota; Metazoa; Priapulida; Priapulimorpha; Priapulimorphida; Priapulidae. The coding region runs from base 139 to 459 and encodes 106 amino acids. The record is from RefSeq and is a predicted model, not a curated record.